This is a messenger RNA of Bemisia tabaci, 5544 nucleotides long. RefSeq names its product VPS35 endosomal protein-sorting factor-like. Gene Ontology annotation, biological process: endocytic recycling. Lineage: Eukaryota; Metazoa; Arthropoda; Insecta; Hemiptera; Aleyrodidae. Gene Ontology annotation, cellular component: endosome. The record is from RefSeq and is a predicted model, not a curated record.
UGCAUGGAUGUGUUAGAUAAUCAUUCGGUUUCACACUAUUUUAUAAUUUUUUAGUGUUUCUAAUUUUCCAGUUCUCUGCCUUCUCACUCUAUGAUUAUGUAUGUGUUGUAAAUUUAUAGGAAUUUCAUGAUCGUGGCUCUGGGAAGUCAAGAAUGUCCUCAAAACAGAGUGGACCCUCCUACAAGUGGGUUUGCCGCAUCCAUGAUGUCUACAAGGAUAAGCACUCUUUGCCCUCCCAGACCACCUCUGAUCACCCAUUGAAAUCUGCCAUUAUUGAACGCAAGUUAUCUCAUACGCCAUCUGCAAAAGUCACAAAUAAUGUCUCUGACUCUACUACAAUUGUCGAACCACUUGGCGUGUCAUUGGAUGGUUCAGACCCUCUUAGUUCUUUUGCAAAAUUAGCCUAUGACCCUCUCUCGAAAAUAGCAGCUGAUGAAUGCGUUGAUGAAUUAGAUGAAGACAGCAAUGAACCAGGAGAGGUGGAGGGAAUGGAACCAUGGUCUGUGCGGCGACGAGAAAUUCUGAGGAGAUUCACAACAUCAGAAAAAUUAACAAUGGUGACAUUUCUGCUUGGUGGAGAGAAGGUGACAGUCAAGACACCAACCUCGCAGAUCAAGAACAGGCUAGAGCAAUUGGACGAUUUUGAAGAGGACUCUGAAUACAGAGAAGCAGACCUAACGCAAAAAGAGUACAUGGCUCGCAUUGAACUCAUGCAUGAAGAUCUGCUAACUGCAUGGCAGCAAGACCAAAAAGUAACAGCCUUAAAAAUCAUAAUACAGUGCCUGAAACUUCUUGUGGAUACAUCAGUAAUACAAUUCUAUCCAAGUAAAUUUGUGCUAAUAUCCGAUAUUUUAGACACAUUUGGAGAGCUUGUGUAUGAAAGAUUACACUCAAAAUCAAAAUGUAUUGUGCCAGGCAGAGACUUUGGAAAGCCUUUACCCCCAAAGUUCACACCAGACAUGGUACCAGAGUCUGCUAAAGAAACAUGUCGCAAUUGGUUUUACAAAAUAGCCUCCAUACGAGAACUCGUACCUCGCCUUUACGUUGAAGCUGCCCUAUUAAAGUCAUACAGUUUCAUCAAGCAAAACGAGCAAGGCCCUGCACUGCUGCGUCUCUGUAGAAUGGUGCGAGGAAUUGGAGAUCCCCUAGUUGCUGCCUACACUAGAUGUUAUCUAUGCCGCGUAGCAUCAUCUUUAAAUUGUGCCAGUCAAAAUUUCUUAAAAGAAAAUAUCUGCGACUUCAUCGCAUCUUACAAUCAGCUAUUCAACAAAAUUGUUCGUUUGGACUUAGCUCAUCAACGGGUUCCUGUCCCAGAAUAUUUGAUGCUAUUUCCUCCUGCAGUUGACUGGAUGUUCCAGGGCUAUGUGUUCAAUGCCUCUGAUAAAAUUUUGGACGAAGUUUUAGCUCAGUGCAAAGUCAAAAUCAACAAUUCUUUAUGUUUUGUUUACAGUGGUCUUCUAAUUAAUGCUAUGUUAGCAACAUUCCGAUCCUCCUACAUUGCAAAGCAUGCACUGCAAUUUUUUGAGUUAAUAUCUGCUUGCAGUGAUGAAGGAUUCCCCCAGUAUCUAUUGCUGAAACAAUUUGGGGUUUGCUUAAAUCAAUGUGAGCCGGAAAACAGUGCUGAGAUAUUGAGUGAUGUUUGGUUGAAAGUGGCGCAGAUCAAAGACUCCCAGAAUUAUCUUUGUGUUGCUGAAGUCUGGGCUGAGUUCAUUUCAAAACAUUUUGCGAGUGAAGAAAUCAACAGUUUCCUUGGUGAUGUGGUAGACCAUCUAACGGGUAAAAAAGAGUGCAAAGAAAAUUAUGACUAUCUACAAUCGAUUUUGAAGAUAAUUUUAACGCACGCCUCGGAUUUUUAUUCUCUCUUUUCUAUGAACAACUUAAUACCUUAUCUAGAUCUGUUCAAGUCAGAUAGCACUAAAGUAUCUCUUUGCAAAAUGAUUCUAGUGGAAUUCUCUCAUAGGAAAAAUUUAAUUCUCAAUGACUUAGUCGUUAUCAAUUCUUUUAUGUUUAUAUGCAGAGUUCUUCAUGAUUCUGUCAAUGCUUUAUCAAUAGAAGAUGAAAAAAGACAGAUUAGUAACUUAUUAUCAUGUUUCAUCCAAAGGGUGGACAUGGGCAAAAAGUUUGAGGAACAACUUAGUUUCUACGUCAACGCCAGAGCAGCAUUUACAAAUUUAGACCUAGUUCAAACAUCUUUAGUCCAGUGUGUAAUCCGUUUAGCAUGUGAAACUCAUCUCAUUAUGAAAGGCAAUCAUUCCUCUAGAACAGCAUCUUUUGUGAAAGCGUGUAUAGCGUACUGCUUCAUCACUAUUCCCUCAAUAUCUCUCGAGGCCUUUGGAGUUCUGACCCAACUCAAAUUGUACUUGCUAACUGGUCAAGUAGCCCUACUGAAUCAAUGUCUUGGUCAAGCUGAUGCCUGCCUGAAAGCUGCCUUAUCUCUCGUGCCAAAAUUUCCAACCUCGUUUAUAAUUGACAACGUUUCCAAAAGUUCAGAGCCAUUUUUAAUCUCUUAUUUUUGUGAUUUCCUAUCUACUCUUCUUGUAGUUCCUGAUAACGCUGAACAAGAGGUCUUAUUCUUAACUCGGGAAUUGAUCAAAACGUUGAGAAAGUAUCCAUGGGAAAAUGAGCUAUCUCGAUCGUAUUUGUACCUGUAUGCAUUAGAUAUGUUGUCAACAUGUGUUCAAGUAUCUUAUCCUUAUCACGUUAAAAACGUUGAUUCAAAUGACGUAUAUUAUGGGUCUCACUCCAAGUUUAUCAAAGAGGUUAAUUGGAUUUGCUCGGUCAUUCUAGAGGAAAUUUUAGCUGUGUUGAAAGCAUUUGCACAGCCUGAUAAACUCAGACUUCAACAUGAGUUGGCAGCUGCAUUACUUCACAGGAUGGUGGUUCGAGCAGACUUGAGGGAUGAAUCAGUUCUCACCCUUUGUGUGAAUUUGAUAGGCCUCAUCAAAAAAACCAGGUCUGCUGCUUCGCCAAAUACAUAUGCUAUCAGUAGAAUUCAAGACUAUCUGAAGUGGAAAACUCGAAAGCUGCCAGAAAUCUCGUCAGAAAAUGUCUACCAUUUGUUGUCAGUCAAAUUAAAAGAGGCAAUCAAGAGCUGAUGGAGGUUAUACUUUUUUGUCAAAAAUAAUCAAAUUAUUUUUUUAUGUGCCUUUUCAUUUUACACUCUUAAAGGUGUUUAUUUUGAACUUAUCUUAUCGUUCUAUCUCGUCCUCAAACUGCGCCAAACAUCAAAUAGUGUAGAAAAGAAAAAUAAUCCAUAAAGUUUUAAAAUUUUACAACAGAUAUUUUUCCAUAUCACUGCAAAUUGCCCAGUUGUGCUGGAAACAUGAAAAAAGAACACGACAAAGGUCAAUGAAGCACCACAGGUUGGCGCUUUUCUGCACUACCAUGGUAAAGUUCCACCUUGAUGACUUAGUCUAUACAAAAUGUCAGAAAGGCAAGAAUUAAGGAGAAAAAAUAGUUCUGUUAAGUUUGCAGUCUGUUUAAGUUCUGCAUUCAAUUGGAGGCAACUUGUUGUGAGUCUUUCCAUUUAAUCACGAAGUUUAUUAUACCAAGCCAGAAUCUCUCAGAAGUUAAUUCCCAAAUGAUUUUGAAGUAUUUCAAAAAGAAACCUCCUCAUCUUAGCCUCCUAAAAGAAAUGACCAGACCAUCAAUGGAGGUUACCAUUUUACAACAUUGUCCGAAAGCUGUAAAAUUUUGAAUUGCUGUAUCUAGAAAUGUUGCUAGUAACAAAAAAUUCUUUGCUCAGGUUUGAAGUUAUCUAUCAAAUAAGCUCUGCUUUUUUAGAUUUUUGGUGCACUUUGAAAGGGGGAAAAUUGAUGAGACAAGUUCCAACUUUAACUUCCUUUUGUUAUUUACUGCAGAGGUAGUUUUCUAUUUCAACCUGCUAUGUCCUUUGACACUUUUCCUUUCAAUUCAUUCAUGUUGGUUAAAGUUAAAUUGAUUAAUUCCCUUAAGUUGGCCAAUGAAAAUUCUUUACAGGCAGGAUAAUUGCAAUUCAACCAGAAGACCAGUUUUUGAAGACUUUCGGGGGAAAAAUUGAUGAUCUUUCAAUCCUUUCCAAAGCUUAAAAUGCCCCAAAAUGUUGGUAUGAAUGCCUGUGUGAACUGUCAAAUACUAUGGAAUAGUCAACUUUUAUAUCAAUAAAAUCCCCUGCUUAUAAAGAAGUCAAAAUGUGUGAGCUGUGCUUUAGUGAAAGCAGAAAUAAACUCCCUAAUAUUUUUUUUAAAAUUUCUUGUCAUCAAAUUUCACUUUGAUUCAAAAAUAUUUUCCAAGUCCGAGAGCAGGUUUCUAAUGAAAUCAAAGGAGCCAUCUUGUUUCCUCCAAAAUUAACACUGACAGUCUAGCAAUGGGGGCAAGUCAGGAAGAAGACGCCAAUUUUGCUAGACACCCUGCUACGGUAUUUUUAAGAAUCCAAUUUAGGCAUCUUGAUUUUACAGGUUGAAAUUUUAAACAUGCUCUGUCGUGUGUGACUGAUAUGUAUUAGACUGAUGUGUGUUUUGUGACAGGAUCUGUGAAAGAGGGCCUUAUUUUCUGGGAGAAAGUUUUCCUCAACUUUUUUCUAACUGUCUUGGAACUUCAGGACUCAUAUGUCUUUCAAUAUUUAAACUCUCUGCGUUGAAUUUUUGCUAAAAUAUCCAAAUCUUCUUCCUUUAUAAAUUUGGAAAAACCUGAUGAAAAUGUUUCUCCGAAAAAGAAGGUCUCUUUUCACGGAUUUGAUCAUAUUUUUAUUUUUUAUUUAUCUUUUUUUCUUUCUUUUUUUUUAAUUUAUUCAUUACCCUGACAUUAUUCAACAAAAUUGUAAUAUUUUAAAAUACAUAAUGAUUCUGCAAUUAUUCUGCAUCUGCAGCAUUAAAGAUGUCUCGUCAAGAAGUUGACAAAUGAUCAAGGAUGUGGUUAUUGUGGCGAGUAGAACCCUCUCCAAUUAACAAUUUUCUGCAAAAAAAAAAUUAAACUUUGGCUUCAAAAUAGUGGUGCUAUAGAUUAAACUGAGUUUGAAGUUUUGUAAAUGCUGCAUUUAGCUAGAUGAUCAGCAUUUACUUAGAUAACAUACUCUAAUAUUAGGUACUCUAGGUUUAGGUACUUUAAUAUUUUUGUACCCUCUAUUAAAUUAAAACUAUAAAUACUUAGUACCUUUUCACUGAGAUAUCUUUAAAACUAUUAAAAACACAGUAUGAAUAAUUUAAACAUAAGGUGGAUGCUGGCGCCCAAAAACAAAAUUUUAUUUCCGCUCUGAGUAUGUGGGUAGUCUCUUAUCCUUAUGUUGCAGACAUAAAUGCAAAUCCCCCCCCCCCCACAUGAAUCAUUAAAAUGUAUUUUUCCGCUACUGUUAGUGGGUACCUCUGAACAAACAUUUUUUGCAGAAGUUGGCGAGUUUUAAUGUGCCCCAUUAAUGUUUGAGUAUUGAAUGCUUAAUCUUCAAACAAUAUGUUCCAAUCAUUUUCAUUUGACUUGUUUAACAGUUUAAAUUUAGUAAUUCCUUUAAAUAUUCAUUGUUAUUGUAUUCAUAUUUUAAAAUAAAAAUACUAUUAUUUUUUUCUAUCCAAA